AUGUCGAAGAUAGCUGCGCUCCGGCGCGCUCUCUUUUCUCCUCGCUCCCUCGUCGUCGUAUCCGGCGCGACGCUCGUGGCAGGCGGCGGUGGAUACUACUACCUCAACUCCGGGCCCUCGUACCCACCCUCGACCAAAGAGACGAGGAGGCCCCCUCCGCCAUGGACGCCUCCAUCUAGACAGCACAUGAUAAAUGCGCUCAGGGCUUCUGGGAAGAAAGAGGGCGACGCGUACCCGGAGGAGUUCGAUCUGCUGAUUGUUGGCGGUGGGGCUACAGGGGCGGGUGUGGCGGUCGAUGCUGCCAGCCGAGGUUUGAAGGUUGCACUCGUGGAGAGGGACGAUUUCAGUGCAGGAACGUCCUCAAAGUCCACGAAAUUGGUCCAUGGAGGCGUCAGAUAUCUGCAGAAGGCGGUCAUGGAGCUCGAUUACGAACAAUACAAGCUCGUAAAGGAGGCACUCCAUGAACGUCGGAUCUUCUUGCAGACAGCUCCCUAUUUGUCUGCUAUGCUUCCCAUCAUGCUUCCUAUUUACAAGUACUGGCAAGUGCCGUACUAUUGGGCAGGUUGCAAGAUGUACGAUAUCCUAGCUGGGAAGGAGAAUAUGGAGUCGUCGUAUCUCAUGAGCAAAGGGAAGGCCCUCGAGACGUUCCCCAUGCUCAAGCAGGACGGAUUGGUUGGCGCUUUAGUUUACUAUGACGGGCAACAUAAUGACUCGCGCAUGAACAUUGCUCUCAUCAUGACUGCUGUACAGCAGGGUGCGAUCGUAGCAAACCACGUUGAGGUGACUGAAUUACACAAGGACGUCAACGGAAAUGGUAAAUUGUAUGGUGCUCGGGUACAAGACAAGUUGACAGGGAAGUCGUGGGACGUGCGCGCAAAGGGUAUCGUCAACGCGACGGGUCCCUUCACGGAUGCCUUGCUCACAAUGGACAAUUCGGCACAUACACCGAUUGUGCAGCCGUCAUCUGGAAUCCACAUUACUCUACCAAACUACUACUCCCCGCGGACAAUGGGACUGCUCGACCCUGCAACAUCUGACGGACGUGUAAUUUUCUUCUUGCCAUGGCAAGGCAACACGAUUGCGGGUACGACGGAUUCACCAGCGAAAGUGGAGACAGAACCAAAGGCGCAGGAGGAGGAAAUUCGCUGGGUCCUCGAGGAAGUGCGGCGUUACCUCUCCCCAGACAUCAAGGUCCGGCGCGGUGACGUUCUCAGCGCAUGGUCCGGUUUGCGUCCGUUGGUUAGGAAUCCGAAUGCCGCAAGCACAGAAGGUCUGGUACGGAAUCAUAUGAUACAUGUGAGCGACAGCGGGCUGCUUACAAUUGCCGGAGGCAAGUGGACUACCUACCGCGCUAUGGCCGAGGAAACGGUGGACGAGGCUAUUAAAGUCUUUGGGCUCAAGCCACAUACUGGCUGUGUUACCGAUACCUUGCGACUUGUUGGCAGUGAUGGAUGGAGCAGGAAUAUGUUCAUUGGUCUUAUUCAGAGGUACGGUCUGGAGACCGAAGUUGCCAAACAUCUUUCGGAUAACUAUGGUGAUCGCGCCUGGACUGUCUGUUCACUCGCGCAGCCAACUGGAGAAGCGUGGCCACUUCACGGCAUCCGCUUAGCUCCAGGAUAUCCCUUUAUCGAAGCAGAAGUGCGCUACGCCGUCCGCCAUGAAUACGCUCAAACUGCCAUCGAUGUCAUCGCACGUCGGUGCCGUCUGUCUUUCCUCAAUGCUCAAGCCACUCUAGGUGCUCUCCCUCGUGUAGUGGAUAUUAUGGCAGAGGAGCUUAGGUGGUCCAGAGCACAUAAGCAGGAGGAGAUCGAGAAGGCGACCAGGUUCCUCUCGAGUAUGGGUCUGCCACCAGGUGCAUUGCCGACGAGUUCAAUGUUUCAGCCGAAGGGCCUCCUCGAGCGCGUUGAAAAUGUGCUCGGCAUUGGCGCUGGCGCACGUAGAAGGCGUGCUGCCCCAGAGAUGAUCUACAGCCGUGCCCAAUUCGAGACUGGCGAGGUUGACGCGCUGCGUGAAGCAUUCGCGAGCAAGACGCACGGCGGUGCGGACCUCCAGGCGCGGAUGAAACUCGACGAGGUUCUGAGUCUUGUCAAAGGGUUGCCAGGUUACGAGGGAAUCAAGCGCAAGGACUACGAUUAUGUGCUUGAGGAGGUUGGAUUUUCAAAGGUGUCCGACGUUGAUUUUGAUCAGUUUGUUGAGAUCUGCGCUGAGCUCCGGGAAAUUCUCUUUGCGUCCGCAUCCACAACCCCAUCGAAGAUCGAGCGUCUGAGGAUUCCGGUUGAGAAGAGCGGUGGAGGCGUUUGA
Messenger RNA from Fibroporia radiculosa, 2301 nucleotides. RefSeq lists its product as uncharacterized. The coding region runs from base 1 to 2301 and encodes 766 amino acids. The transcript has 7 exons. The record is from RefSeq and is a predicted model, not a curated record. Gene Ontology annotation, cellular component: mitochondrion; glycerol-3-phosphate dehydrogenase (FAD) complex. Gene Ontology annotation, molecular function: glycerol-3-phosphate dehydrogenase (quinone) activity. Gene Ontology annotation, biological process: glycerol-3-phosphate metabolic process. NCBI's taxonomy places the organism in Eukaryota, Fungi, Basidiomycota, Agaricomycetes, Polyporales, Fibroporiaceae.